Stegostoma tigrinum is the source of this 2346-nucleotide messenger RNA. RefSeq names its product Yip1 domain family, member 3 (gene yipf3). The coding region runs from base 98 to 658 and encodes 186 amino acids. Lineage: Eukaryota; Metazoa; Chordata; Chondrichthyes; Orectolobiformes; Stegostomatidae. Gene Ontology annotation, cellular component: Golgi apparatus. The transcript is spliced from 6 exons. The record is from RefSeq and is a predicted model, not a curated record.
AUUUUAUUGUUCCCAAUACAGGUUGCUGGAGUCUUUAAUUCCAGUCCGAGCAAUCACUUUCCCUCAGAAAGUUGCAGGAGAAUUGUAUGGCCCUUUAAUGCUGGUUUUCACACUGGUGGCCAUUCUUUUGCAUGGAAUGAAAACAUCUGGAACGGUAAUUAGAGAGGGCACUCUGAUGGGCACUGCAAUUGGAACCUGCUUUGGUUAUUGGCUGGGUGUUUCCUCCUUUGUCUAUUUCCUGGGCUAUUUGUGUAACGCACAGAUUACAAUGUUGCAGAUGCUGUCUCUACUGGGUUAUGGUCUGUUUGGACCCUGCAUUGUGUUGCUUGUCACCUACAAUGUUCAUCUCCAUUCCCUUUUCUAUCUAUUGUGGCUUAUCGUUGGAGGACUGUCCACACUCAGAAUGGUGACAGUGUUGCUGUCUCGCACAGUUGGACAAACUCAGCGACUUGCCGUCUGUGGGAUGCUAGCUACCCUGCAUAUGGUCUUCCUGCUGUACUUACACUUCGCUUACCACAGAAUUGUAGAAGGUAUCCUAGAUACCUUGGAGGGACCCAACGCUGGGCCAGUGAGAUAUCCUCGGGACAUACCAGAACUUUCUGUCACUUUGUUGAACAACACAGUGAAGUCGAUUGGAGCCAACCUGCAGAUGCAUUGACUUGGAAUUGUCUUCUGGUUCUUCCUUCCUAGUAUCAACUCUCCUGGAGACAUUUGAUGUUCACCAGACUAGAUGCAAGGAAAGCCUUAGGUUUUCCUGUAAACUGCUCCAACAGCAGUUUGUUUUCUUUAGAUGAACUCUCAUAGUGGUGGUGCCGGCAGGGGCAUGGUUGUCAAUUCCACUCCAUCUUAAUUGAUCAAAAUAAUCUGUACAUAAUUGAGCUGUAACUUUUUAAAGAUAUAUACAUAUCUGCGUCUGUGUAUGUUUAAAAUCUGAUAGUAUUUACGUGUUCUUCUGUGAUUGCAAGGGUUGCUGUACAGUUCAUGGCCAAUUAACUAUAAAUCACAUUUUCCUGUUCAGGCAGGAGAGUUUCCACAAAACAUAUCUGCUCCACCUCGGAUUCAUUGUAAAAUGUCACCCUCCCCUCAUCCACAACAAUCCAGUUCCCACCUCCCUGAAGAAGUAACAUAAUCCACUUCCUCUAAAGUGUCUAAUGAAGACAAUGUCUCAGAACUGGAUUUUGCUGUUAGCUCAUUCAAAGUAUUGCAGUUAUGCUAAGUACCUCGAGGCUAGGGAGGGAAGAGAUGUCUUGGAUCCUCUCCUGUCUGCAAGCCAGGCACCUGCAUUGGAUGCUGAUAAGGGCAGGCGCUGUCUUUGCACCAGAGUCUGUUAGCUUGCUCAUACCCCCUCUGUCAAGGCUCAAGUAUACACCAUCAUUGUUAGAUGAAGGGCAGUCCUUGGGAACUUGUUCACUAGGGAGUCAUUGCCAUUGGAGACACGGGAGAAAAUUUAGAAAGAAGUGAACAGAUGAUGUAUCAUUUAUUUAAAGCUCAAUGCAAGAUAUAAUAGUGGCACUGUUCUUUGUUGAUAUAUGUUGUUACUUAUUUUCAGUCUGUUUUCCAGCUCCCCCUUUCUCAGUUUGUACAUUAAACUGAGGUCAAUCUUCGCUCUCUGGGUGUGAAAUUUCCCGAAGAGUUAUUUUUGAAGAUGAGCAGAGGAGCUGUUCUGGUGUCCUGGCCAAUGUUUGUCACCCGAACAGAUAAUGCAAUCACUUAUUUUGUUGCUGUCUUAAUGAUCUUUGUGUAAAUCAGCUGCAUUACAACAAAAGCACUUCAUUCAAUGUAAAUAUUUUAGGACAUGCUGAGAUCAUGAAAGGUGCUGUAUAGAUUUAAAUAUUUUUCCUACAUGUGCAAUAUUUUUAAUCUAAAUUGUACAAUAAGCUUUGGCAAGUAAAUGGAGUGGAGCAGGACAGUAAACAAUUACACAACGUAAUCAGAUAGUAGGAACUGCAGAUUCUGGAGAAUCUGAGAUAACAAGGUGCAGAGCUGGAUGAACACAGCAGGCCAAGCAGCCUCAGAGGAGCAGGAAUGCUGACGUUUUGUGUUCAUCCAGCUCUGCACCUUGUCACAAUGUAAUAUUUGGUACACUUCAAACUGCUGCAUUAGCAAGUGCUCUUGUUAGAAGCACCGUUCAAAUCCAUUUGUAUCCCUUUGGUCACUGCCAUACAGCUGAAGUGAGCCACCACCUGUGUGCCCACUGUUGGUUAUAGAUCUGUUUGUGCUCCCUGUUCCCCCAUCACUGCUUUUCCCGUUGUUGAAUAUCUCCUGCAGUAAAUCCGAUAAACCGAUGGGAAAUGGAGGGUAAAACAAGUUAUCUUAUAAUGACAAUUAAAACCUGUUAAAAGACAA